This is a messenger RNA of Zalophus californianus (California sea lion), 8093 nucleotides long. It is a transcript of the gene DCLK1, whose product is annotated as doublecortin like kinase 1. Gene Ontology annotation, molecular function: microtubule binding; ATP binding; protein kinase activity. NCBI's taxonomy places the organism in Eukaryota, Metazoa, Chordata, Mammalia, Carnivora, Otariidae. Gene Ontology annotation, cellular component: neuron projection; axoneme. The transcript has 17 exons. The coding region runs from base 315 to 2540 and encodes 741 amino acids. Gene Ontology annotation, biological process: intracellular signal transduction; retina development in camera-type eye; photoreceptor cell development. The record is from RefSeq and is a predicted model, not a curated record.
CCGCCGCCGCCGCCCUCCUCCGGAGAAAGCUGGAGUGAGGCUGUGCGAAGCGCCGCAUUUCAAUGAGAACCGGCACAGGCACAUCCCUGCACUAGCGGCUGCAGCCCAGACGCCCGCGCUCCAGCAGCUGCUGCAGCCCAGCCCCGGCCCCGGCCCCGCCGCCGCCCCGCAGCCCCGCAGCCCCGCAGCCCCGCAGCCCCGCAGCCCCGGCCGCGCCCCGCCGGGUGAGGACAGCACCAGGAGGCGGCCCCGAGCGCGGCCACAAAGACCCCGGGCGGCGUCUCUCCGCGGACCGGUUCCACUUUAACUCCGUCAUGUCCUUCGGCAGAGACAUGGAGCUGGAGCACUUUGACGAGCGGGAUAAGGCUCAGAGAUACAGCAGAGGGUCGCGGGUGAACGGGCUGCCCAGCCCAACGCACAGCGCCCACUGCAGCUUCUAUCGAACCCGCACGCUGCAGACCCUCAGCUCAGAGAAGAAGGCCAAGAAGGUCCGUUUCUAUCGAAAUGGAGACAGAUACUUCAAAGGGAUUGUGUAUGCCAUCUCCCCAGACCGCUUCCGAUCUUUUGAGGCCCUGCUGGCUGACUUGACCCGAACUCUGUCAGAUAAUGUGAAUUUGCCCCAGGGAGUGAGAACAAUCUACACCAUUGAUGGGCUCAAGAAGAUUUCCAGCCUGGACCAGCUGGUGGAAGGAGAGAGCUAUGUGUGUGGCUCAAUAGAGCCCUUCAAGAAACUAGAGUACACCAAGAACGUGAACCCCAACUGGUCCGUGAAUGUCAAGACCACCUCGGCUUCCCGGGCGGUGUCCUCACUGGCCACUGCCAAAGGGAGCCCUUCGGAGGUGCGGGAGAAUAAGGAUUUCAUUCGGCCCAAGCUGGUCACCAUCAUCCGAAGUGGGGUGAAGCCACGGAAAGCUGUCAGGAUUCUGCUGAACAAGAAAACCGCCCAUUCCUUUGAGCAGGUUCUCACUGAUAUAACUGAUGCCAUCAAGCUGGACUCGGGAGUGGUGAAACGCCUGUAUACCCUGGAUGGGAAACAGGUGAUGUGCCUUCAGGACUUUUUUGGUGACGAUGACAUUUUUAUUGCAUGUGGACCGGAGAAGUUCCGUUACCAGGAUGAUUUCUUGCUAGAUGAAAGUGAAUGUCGAGUGGUGAAGUCCACUUCUUACACCAAAAUAGCUUCAUCAUCCCGCAGGAGCACCACCAAGAGCCCAGGACCUUCCAGGCGCAGCAAAUCCCCUGCCUCAACCAGCUCAGUUAAUGGAACCCCUGGUAGUCAGCUGUCUACUCCACGCUCGGGCAAGUCGCCAAGCCCAUCACCCACCAGCCCAGGAAGCCUGCGGAAGCAGAGGAGCUCUCAACAUGGAGGCUCCUCUACUUCCCUUGCAUCCACCAAAGUCUGCAGCUCAAUGGACGAGAACGAUGGGCCUGGAGAAGGUGAAGUGUCGGAGGAAGGCUUCCAGAUUCCAGCCACAAUAACAGAACGAUAUAAAGUCGGAAGGACAAUAGGAGAUGGAAAUUUUGCUGUUGUCAAGGAAUGUGUAGAAAGGUCAACCGCUAGGGAGUAUGCUCUGAAAAUUAUCAAGAAAAGCAAAUGUCGAGGCAAAGAGCACAUGAUCCAGAACGAGGUGUCUAUUUUAAGAAGAGUGAAGCAUCCCAAUAUUGUUCUUCUGAUCGAAGAGAUGGAUGUGCCAACGGAACUGUAUCUUGUCAUGGAAUUAGUAAAGGGAGGAGACCUCUUUGAUGCUAUUACUUCAACCAACAAAUACACGGAGCGAGAUGCCAGUGGGAUGCUCUACAACCUGGCCAGUGCCAUCAAAUACCUGCAUAGCCUGAACAUCGUCCACCGGGACAUCAAGCCAGAGAACCUACUGGUGUACGAACACCAAGAUGGCAGCAAAUCGCUGAAGCUGGGUGACUUUGGACUGGCCACCAUUGUAGACGGCCCCCUGUAUACGGUCUGUGGCACCCCGACAUACGUGGCUCCAGAAAUCAUCGCGGAAACUGGAUAUGGCCUCAAGGUGGACAUCUGGGCAGCUGGUGUAAUCACUUACAUCCUGCUGUGCGGUUUCCCUCCAUUCCGUGGAAGCGGUGAUGACCAGGAGGUGCUUUUUGAUCAGAUUUUGAUGGGGCAAGUGGACUUUCCCUCUCCAUACUGGGAUAACAUUUCUGAUUCAGCAAAGGAGCUCAUCACCAUGAUGCUGUUGGUCGAUGUCGAUCAGCGAUUUUCGGCUGUGCAAGUCCUUGAGCAUCCCUGGGUUAAUGAUGACGGCCUCCCAGAAAAUGAACAUCAGCUAUCAGUAGCUGGAAAGAUAAAGAAGCACUUCAACACAGGCCCCAAGCCGAAUAGCACAGCAGCUGGAGUUUCUGUCAUAGCAACCACCGCUCUUGAUAAGGAGAGGCAGGUUUUCCGACGAAGACGCAACCAGGAUGUGAGGAGCCGGUACAAGGCCCAGCCAGCGCCACCUGAACUCAACUCGGAAUCGGAAGACUACUCCCCAAGCUCAUCCGAGACUGUUCGCUCCCCAAACUCGCCCUUUUAAUAAGACCCUUUUACUCGAAGUCCUAGCUUAACCCUUUGAGACUCUGAGAUUUUUUUUCCAAAUUUAUGUAAAACAGUUUCAUCUGAUCUAUCUAGCACUCAAUGCUUGAAUGGCGGAACACAAAGUGUGUUUUCUGGUAUCUUGGUAGCGAUUUCUCUUUGCUGAAUGAGAUGACCACAUGUUGUUUGCGAAGAUGGCAACUUGCUGCUAAUAGGGUCCUCAAAGGGUUAAGGCUAAUUUGCAACUUUUUUAAACAUAGAAGCAAUGAAUGUGUUCAUCAGUCAAACUAGGAUCUGCAGUAUUGUAAGAUAGCACGUUAACCCUCUGAGUGCAUAGGAUUUUAUGGAGAACCCCUGGGGAAUUUUUCAGGCCUUUGGAUGUAUACACACAUGUUUCUUGAUUUUGCUGCAGAUCAAGGGAUGUUAUUAGAUGCUGAGAUGUCCAGACAAGAAGGACAUCUAGAACGAUAUCUUGCUUGUCAUUUUUUUGUGGGUUUAGAAAAUAGCAGGCUUAUAACUUAGAUAUAAGACCUCUCUUUCUUCUUCACAAUCCCAUUUUGAAAGGGACUUUUUUCACUAGAGGUAUGACUGUCUGCGGCCUCGAGUCCUGCAUCCCAAGUGGAGGCGAUUGGGUCUGUGGCAAACAGCCUGACCCAGGAAAGACCUGGCGCCCCCUCCCCCACAUCGCCUCCCCAUGAAGAUGGGCUGAUGACGCCCCAGAAAUGCUGCUUCCACUUCAGCUGCUGCUAGUGACAGCGCAGGCCCUCAGAAGUCACCAUACCUUGUCUUGUGCGUGGUGAGUGAGGGUCUGCCUGCUCAGUACGAGACAUCUAUAGGGAAAAAAAAAAAAAACAAGACACAACUGGUGGAAAAGAGCAAUAAAUUGCCAGGUGCUCUAUAGGGCUGGGAUUUCAAACAGAAAGAGGAAACAAGAUCCUGUUCUUUUUCUCACCCGCUUUUCAUGCGCUGCAGUCUUCAGUGUGAAAUCCAUAUAGAGUACGAAAUCCGUACCGAGGAGUGCUGGGGCCUAGGGGCCUAGAGGCAAGUGCUUUGCAAGGUGGCUGAGGAGAAAGCGCAAGGGAAGGCACACUCCAGAAUGUUCUAAAGAUGGGUUUUGAGAAAAUAAACCAUUGGUAAGAGAAUUCCAUGUGCACCUUUAGGUUACCUCUGUACAGUCUCCCAGGAAGAACAGGAUGGAAGACCUAGAAGAUAUCCCUGAGAAUAAAACUUCCGUUCCCUAAGAUGACCUUUUGAUACCACUGUCUUAAGCUGUCCAGAGAGACAUGUUGUUUUUCUCCCUUUGGGCCAAGUCCUGUCUGAGACCUGUGUUUUCACUCCUGUAACCAAACCUUUCUGCCUAGCCCUGUAUCCCCUGUGAGUUUCUUCUAGAAUAUGUCCCAUUUCAGAACGGGGGGCGGGGCACGGGCUGUGGCCCUGUCACUGCAGUGCUUAGAGAAGAGGCUGGUCAUGGCAUCUUGGAGGCUGGGGUCCGACUCAAAUGUCCUGCUAAGGUUUGCUCAGCUCUCUGAUCCAGGAAACAACCAGUGAGUGAUGUCUCGUGAAAUUUGCAACCGGACGGCCAAACAGCACUUGCUGUCUCUGUUUUGAAUAUACUUCAGUAUCUGAAAGUCUUGAAAUUUGUAUAGUCAGUUCUUUAUUUUCAGAUAUAGGUUGGUCUUCAGUCGCUGCUUUUCACUCUUCAACUCAUCAACUAUGGUCUCUAUUAAUAUACAUUUUAAAAAUCCCAACAUCUCGUGGCUUUUGCAGCAGAGUUUCCCCAGUUUUUUUCCCCUUCUGCAUUUUGGUUUAUCUCUUUGGUCUGCGUUGUCCUGACAUGUAAACAGUAGAUCAUUUAUUGAGAGCUCCCCCUACCCUUUUAGAGAGUUCUGAAAUGAUAGCACACAACAUCACAAAGUGGCACAAAUCAGUUGGUUUUUUUUGGGGGGGGUGGGGGAGGGCAGAACACCAGGAAGGGUGUUGGUGUGUAGGUAGAUUCCAUAUUAGUGAAAUACCUUGAAUCGGUCAGAAAUUACUGCUUUCUCUAGAACUAUAAAGCAAAGCACUAUUCUAAGACUAAGAAGUAGCUCUAUAGCUUGGCCUCAACUUUAAAUGUGUGAAUAUGAAGAAUCCUAUGGGCAGAGACCUACCUGCAGUAGAAUGUCACUUUCGUUUCUUUUCUCCGAAUUACUCUUUCCUGUGGGCAUUACAUAUAUUGCUACAGCAUCUAUGUCCCGAACUUCCAGUGCAUGGCUCAGGCCUUUUUCCAUCCAAGUCUAGGGGGACCGUGGACCCUGUAAAGCUGGGGAGUGUUUCCCAGCACACUGCAGAGGGGCAUUUAGCAUGGGGAUCCCAGCGCAUCGCUGUAGAGUUUGAGUGAUCUAUGCUGAAUAAACAGUGGAAUGUGACCUGUCAAGUAGAAAUAUUGAGUAAUCAGAUGGAAUGCAAUCUUCAGCAUUAAGCUGUUGAGAUUCUGAAUGUCAGAGAUGUACUCAGAGGGUUAACAGACAAGCACAAGGCAUGUGAUUACAUUGAUGUAUCCGGACUGCUUUGCUUUUAGCCAGUGCUUUCCAAUUUUUUUCACAACAUUCUUGGGAUAGUUCAAGUUUGAAAUAAUUAAGUGGUGGUGUUCUUUAAGGAAUUUCUAUAACCAAAUCGAUCUUAUUUUUUAUUUCACUUUAUCAUAGAAUAAAUAUGUACCAUUAUGGCAGUGUAUCUCUGUAAUUAUCGAUCUCAUCAUUGCCACAGUGUUGCCAUAUUUUUUUUUUCUAAGUAUUUAAUAUAGCUCUUAUGGUGGUGGCCUGGUGAUGGGGACUGUCUUUCCUUUAUUGAUACAUGACCAACCAGAUGGUAUUUUCAAGGGAAUUUUUAGAUUCAUCCUUUCAGUUGGGUAGUAGACUAACUAAAGAAGAACUCCUUCAUGACUUGCAUCGUGUAAAUCAUCUCUGUAGAUGAGAACUGUUCUUAUUGAUGAACACUUUUUUUUCUCGACAUUGUAGCAGAAAUCAUUUUCUUUGUCAUAAUCAAUGAAUAUGUGAUUUGCUCCACAUCCUUAGAAGGAAAAGUAAGAUUGCAGUCGCUGAAAAUGUUUUUACCGUAGCCCUCAUCUAACUUACACGUGGUGCAUAUUAACAUAAGCAGAGAAAACAAAAUACAAAUAAACUGCUGAAAACACUUGGUGUUUUGUAUUCAGUGAGCCCUUCCUGCAAUGCUCAGCACCCCCUUGGGUGGUGGUUAACAGGCCCGUCAGAUAUUGUUGAAAGAAAGCAAUAUAUCCAUGAAUGAAGGCUAAAAUUGCAAUCCUUUACCCUUUGAGGCAUAUUUCAGUUGGAAAAAAAAGAAAAGAAAAGAAAAGAAAAAUUGGUUUAGCUUAGAGGGUCACGGAGCUACCGUAUAACCAAAGCUCGAGCACAUUAAAUCACAGUUGUUUGCUGGCCAACGGUGCCCAUUAGACAACUCUGUACCCCGCGCUGCAGUGCAAUUGUGCUUGAGGGACAGCUUCCCUAAUAUUAUUGUGUUGCCUGCUAGCCCUUCUCAGGGUAAGGAUCUGUCAGCAUUUCCAUGAUAAACUUCUGUUUUCAAAGGUUUUUAAUUUGACCAUAAAAAGGUGCCCCGGGCUGAAGUUUGCUAUAUAGGGCCUGUAUCAAAGAGUGUGAAGGUUCACUUCCUUCUCUUUUCCGCCCAAUUCUCCCUAGAAAAGGGCAGCAACUACAACAAAUUUGGUAUGUCCCCUUCUUCAUGUAAUUGCGGAAUUGUGGAAAGUACCAAGAUCCAAGAUGGUAGUUUCAAUGUAAUGAUUCAUUUGGAUGUGGGUUUAAAAAAAACACGAGUCACCUGGCAUAUACUGUAGAUAACAUAUCUUUUCUGCAAUUUGUAAAUCGUUAAUUUUUUUAAACUGCUACAUGAUUUUUUUUUUUUUUGGUCCAAAGAUCUUCAAGAAACUUGAAGUUGGUCAGUUCAAAGGUUAGCCUUUCCUGCGUGCUUUCUACCAUUUCCAUUAGGAGUUUGGGGAAAAUCCUUUCAGACCGACCCUUACUUUGCAUGUAGUGAUAGAGGGUCAGACAAACACUUCUUUUGGAGAUACGGAUUUCUUUAUUAAAUCAUCAGGUUUCAGGAAGCCACUCUUGUCUGUUGGGAAAAAAUAGUGAUUAAAAGCACUUCCAAAACUAACAUUUUGUCAAUUCAGAUGUGAAAAGAGCAUAAAUGAACACACUUUACACUUUUUUUGUCGUUAUUUAAAGGCAAAUAAAUCAACAAAACUUGAAGACACUAAACAUUUGAUUACUGCAAAUGUGCUUUAAAAUUGGCUCAAUGGUGCUUAUACAUAAACAGUAACAAAUGGGGUUCCUAGGACUGUCGGAAGGAAUUUUUAAUUUGUAUGUAAUUACAUACUUGAGGAGGAGGUGCUUUUAAGCCAGUCUUUUAUUUUUCAAUCAUCUCAAAUAUGCAAUCAUCCAUCCAGUAACAUUAAGGGUCCUAAACUGGUGGGAAACAGGAAAUUCAGUGUAGAAGCUUAGAAUGCCUCUGGCUAGGGUGAGUUUUGGUUUUGUUGUUGUUGUUGAUGAUCAAGCUUCUAAAUGGCAGGUGUUUUGAUCAUAAGGUUUGCAGUAUCUUGCCCUUGGAGACAAGGGAGAAACCUAGUUUCAUUCUUUUUCCCCAAAGGAAGAGCGAUCUCGGUAAUUAAACCCUACCUGUAAAUUUCCUCAACAUUCUUUUUUGGUCAACCGAAAUGAGACCCUUAAUGUUGCUUUAAUGUAAAAUUGUAUAUUUUUGUCUGUGAUAUACUUUAUUAAUUUAAAGUAAAUAAUAGUUCUAAAAGCCUUCACUGUUGGUAUUAAGAGAAAGUAGGAUUUUAAAAGUGAUGAUAAAGAUGCUAUAAUGUCAAUUCAUUCCAGUCCAAUCGAAUGUGGUAAGAAAAAGACCUUGAAUAGUUCUCUAGGGACAAUUUCUCACUUGCCAUUGACAUUAAUCUUCGAUGUAUGCUCAGAAAAAAUAAAAAGAAAUUGAAACUGGUCCAAGGUUAGAGUCAUAUCCUCGAUAACUACUUUUUUUUUAAUUUUAUUAGGAAAUUAAUAAUAGCCUUUUUCAUUCUGGCUGAAAGAAAAUUAUUAAAGGAUUAGUUGAGUGUGAAAUUAAAUAGUAUUUUGCUCAUGCAUACUAAAAAGGUGGGUUAGGUACUUGAUGUGUUUAAACAAGUUUCUGAAAGGUUUCAAUUUGGUGCAAGAAAAAAAAUUCAAUGUUUCCUUUGAAAAUACUGAAUUUAUCAAUGGCUGCAUGGGUCAGAUGGCAUAGGUUAAUCUUUGAUUUUCAGAAUCUUAAUGAAAUAACUUUCAAACGAUUUGUAUCCACGAUUAAAGCUGGAAUGAGAUCCAAUUUUUCCCCUAAUCUCUCAGUUUAAGCUAAUAAAUGUAGGUUAAUGUGGAAUGAAAUCAUCUGUGAUAUAUUAUGUUUAUUUAUCAACUGAGCUUUUUCGAUGUUGCCUGUUUUUAUGUAAAACAUGUUCUUAAAGUUAAUAAAAUAAUAGUACUUGGUGUAUGAACUACUAUGUAAUACCCUA